This is a messenger RNA of Penicillium vulpinum, 1011 nucleotides long. RefSeq names its product Galactosyl transferase. The transcript is spliced from 4 exons. Gene Ontology annotation, cellular component: Golgi membrane. Gene Ontology annotation, biological process: protein N-linked glycosylation. The record is from RefSeq and is a predicted model, not a curated record. Gene Ontology annotation, molecular function: glycosyltransferase activity. Bases 1 to 1011 code for a protein of 336 amino acids. NCBI's taxonomy places the organism in Eukaryota, Fungi, Ascomycota, Eurotiomycetes, Eurotiales, Aspergillaceae.
AUGCGCCGUGCAAGGUCUGGACUCAUGUUUCCUCGCCGAGUCACCGCCAUCUUUACUUCCAGUCUGAUAGCGAACUACUUCCGAUGGACCGUCGAAAGCUCCUCACACUCCUCCACGGUCCACGAACUAUACAAUCCCUACAGACACCCAAUUACUAGAACCAUAUUUAUUGGCCACACAGGGAAAACAUUCUGGCUUGCGGAACCAUUAAGGUUCACCGAAUCAUUAGGAAAGAAGGUUAUCAUUUUGGACGUCGACAGUCGCUAUCUUGAUGGCCCUAAGGGUCUUUUGAGCAAAGCUCCAUUGAACGUAACCGAACUCCCCCCAGAUACCAGUGGUAGACUCAAUCACUUCAUGUUCGCAAUGAUUCACGGCUACGACUACCGACUAGUUCAAAUCCCUAGAGCAGUUGGGCGAACCGGAACGUGGACCAAAGUCACUGCAAUCAAAGAAGCGCUGAAGCAUUACAAAUACGUUGUAUUCAUAGAUGCAGAUGCCAUGAUUCUCUACCCCAAUCUACCUAUUGAAUGGCUAUUCAACUACUGGGAGAUCACUCCGGAGACUCUAGUUGCCAUGGCACUCGAUCCAGAAGCACCUCACAAUCAUGAUUGGAACGGCCGAACAUUUCUCAACACUGGCUUUAUUAUUGCCCAGCAGAGCCCUCGUACCCAUGAACUCUUUAAGGCAUGGGAGACUUGUCCCACCGAAACACGUUAUCCAGACUGCGCGAGGUGGGGUCGGGAAUGGCCACAUGAGCAAUCUGCAUUUGGGAACCAUGUUAGAUCGGAAGACAUCCGUGUUUUGUCUUGUGCAGAGGCAAAUGGGUGCCCUGAGGUCGCAUCUACCGGGUGUGUUGGGGAGCUUGUGAGGCACUAUUGGGGCGACAAGAGAUCACUGCCAGCUGCUGUGGGGGAUGCGGUCUUGUAUUAUUUUUUGCCGCAAUUGCAUGGGUCUUUCUAUCACAACUCUCGAGCUCUGGUGGUGAAUAGAACUGAGCGUGCAUUCACAUGA